Sinocyclocheilus anshuiensis is the source of this 3039-nucleotide messenger RNA. RefSeq names its product calsyntenin-2-like. Bases 15 to 2723 code for a protein of 902 amino acids. Lineage: Eukaryota; Metazoa; Chordata; Actinopteri; Cypriniformes; Cyprinidae. The transcript has 17 exons. The record is from RefSeq and is a predicted model, not a curated record. Gene Ontology annotation, biological process: positive regulation of synaptic transmission; homophilic cell-cell adhesion; positive regulation of synapse assembly. Gene Ontology annotation, cellular component: postsynaptic membrane; cell surface. Gene Ontology annotation, molecular function: calcium ion binding.
GGAGUUUUACUACAAUGAAACGAAUAUUGGUCCUGAUGCUGCUCGCGCUCGGGCUCUCCUGCGUGCACAGAGUGAAUAAGCACAAGCCGUGGAUCGAGAGCUCAUACCACGGCGUCAUCACAGAAAACACAGAUGUGGUUCUGUUGGAUCCUCCUUUAGUGGCUCUGGAUAAAGACGCACCAGUUCCAUAUGCAGGUGAAAUCUGUGGCUUUCACGUGCAGGGUCUCAGUGCUCCGUUCGAGGCUGUGGUUCUGAACCGCACGUCAGGAGAGGGCCGUCUGCGGGCACAUGGACCGAUCGACUGCGAGCGUCAGAGAGAAUUCACCUUCAUCAUUCAAGCACGUGACUGUGGCACAGGACCGGAGGGACACGGAGAGAAGAGAUCACACAAGGCUGUGGUGCAUGUGCAGGUGGGAGAUGUGAACGAGUUUUCUCCCGUGUUCGGGCAGUUGGAGUAUCACGGCUCGGUGACGGAGGGCAAAGUGUAUGACAGUAUUCUGCAGGUGCAGGCGUCAGACCAGGACUGCUCUCCACAAUACAGCCAGAUCUGCAACUACCAGAUCACCUCUCAGGACACAGCCUUCGCUAUAGACCGCAACGGUAACAUCAGGAACACAGAGAGCCUGAGCUUUGAUAAGGAAUCACAUUAUAAAAUCCAUGUGACAGCAUUCGACUGUGGUCAGAAGAGAGCAGCGCAGGACGCUGUCGUACACAUCCAUGUCAAACCCAUCUGCAAGCCUGGAUGGCAGGGCUGGAGCAAGCUCAUUGACUAUGAACCAGGAACGGGUAGUAAGCCGUUAUUUCCCAAGAUGCACCUGGAGACGUGUGUGGGAUCGGUGUCGUGGAUCAGGACCACAGUGGAGCUGGAGACGAGCAGUGCUGGGAGAGGCUGUGACAGACAGUCUUACUCUGAACGAUCCUUACAGAAGCUCUGCGGAGCUUCAUCAGGCAGCACAGAUCUUCUGCCGGCCCCCAGUGGUGUUUUUAAUUGGACGGCGACUCUUGUGGCGGAUGGCGGCCGGGACAGUGACCUCACAUACCGCUUUGAUGGCCGUCAAGCUGCCAAGAUCCCAGACUGGGUCAUCCCGCAGAAUCUAACCCAUCAGUUCACCAUAACCACAUGGAUGAAGCACGGACCGAGUCCAGGACAGAGAGCCGAGAAAGAAACGCUGCUCUGCAACUCUGACAAAACAGAUAUGCUGAGGACGGACUACACUCAGACAGACUCCUUCAGACCGGCUGAAUUCCACUGGAAAUUAGAGCAGAUCUGUGAUAAGGAGUGGCAUUAUUACGUCAUCAGCGUUGAUUUCCCAGUGGUGACUCUAUAUGUGGACGGCGUGACCUAUGACCCUUACCUGGUGACAGAUGACUGGCCCAUCCACUCCUCUCAGAUCGACGUGCAGCUCACUGUAGGAGCCUGCUGGCAAGGUGGUGAGGUCUCUAAAGUAAAGUUUACGCAGUAUUUCCGAGGCAGUUUGUCUGGACUGACGAUACGAUCUGGGAAGAUUGCAAGCCAGAAGACAAUCUCCUGCCUACAGGCCUGCAAAGAAGGACUGGACAUCACCUCACUGGAGAGCCUCGGACAGAGGAUAAAGUUUCAUCUGAAUCCUGCUCAGUCUCUGGUGGUGAUGGAGGGAGAGGAUCUGGAGCAGAUGAUGGCCGCACUGAGGAAAGUUUCUUACAUCAACUCUCGGCAGUUUCCCACCAAGGAAGCGCGUCAUCUCCGGAUCUCAACGGCAGUGCAGUGUUUCGGGGAGGAUGUGUGUAUUUCCGUCCCUGAUAUUGAGGCGGUUGUCAUGGUAAUGCAGCCUAGUGAACCAUGCAUCACAAUCACUGGGGCGGAGCACCUGACCGUCCCCGCCUCCGACCUUGCCCUCGGCCUAUCCCUAUUCAGAGAUUUGCAUAUCAUCAGCACAGUAACAAAAAGCGACGGACAGACAAACACAGAUCACAGGUCAGGUGCAUUGAAGGAAAUCGCACAUAAUCUGGACUACUGUGACAUUAUGGUGUUGGGGGAGGGGUUAAGGGCAGGGCUAGAGAGUCUGGAACUGCACCACAGCGCUUUAUUGGGCAAACACCUGCAAUACGUCAACUCUAGCACUGGCAUGUCCAUAUACGGUGUGGACUCUGUUUGUCACUACGCAGAGGUGAUCAGACAGGUGCGUUAUCAGAGCCGUCAGGCUGUCGACUCCAUCCGCACCUUCAGACUCACCUGCUCUGAGCUCAACGGACGUUACACCAGCGAUCAGUAUAUGUUACAGAUCAACAUCCUUCACAGUGAGGAAGCUACUGAACAUGUCAAUCAUGCGAUGGCUCCGCCCAAAUACAUGCAAAUUAUUCAUCCUACAGUCACAGAAUCUAACAGCUACAGCUUAGUUGUCCUUGCCGUUGCUACUGCGGUCAUUGUGGUGUGUAUCGCCGCCCUGCUGGUGGUGCUGCUGAGUGUUUACCGCCUCAACCAACCACAAAACCAAGAGCACAUUCACACACACACGCUGCCAGAGAAACAAGCGGACUGUGACAGAUCCUCUCUCUCCAUCACCGUCAACCCUCUGGAGAGCUUUCAGGAGCUUCAGUCAGCAGAAGAAGUAACUGAGGAGGAAGAGGAAGAUGACUGCGAUAUCUCUACUACAGAAUCAGACAGCGAUGAAGAGGAAACCACCAUGUCUUCCAUACAUCAUCAGACCAGGAUGCAAUGGGGAACAUCAACAUUACACUGCUGAAAACACAUUCACACGCUCGAAAACACAACGCUUCUACCUGUAGCAUUCUGUAGUGACCUGCAAUACAAGCGAGUUGACAUGCAAACACACUUCGAAAGACUUCGAAACAGCUCUGAUCCUUUGUUUCUGAUCGAUACAGUUUUGGUGUGAGAUGACAAACUAAUAAAAGUCUGUCUUUUCCCUUUACACUCUCUGUCUCCGCUGGAGGACAGAAUAUGAGACAGUGAAGUCACAGAAGAACCUCUCGAGCAGCAGCCUGUUCAGGCUUUUGAUUAAAGAGAGUUUCUUUUUUGAGGCCUCUACAGCGCAUCUUAUU